Molecule: messenger RNA, 4710 nt
Organism: Meleagris gallopavo (turkey)
Lineage: Eukaryota; Metazoa; Chordata; Aves; Galliformes; Phasianidae
Source: RefSeq, a predicted model, not a curated record
CUGGUGGGUGACUUUGCCCCAGGCUCCUGCAUCUCCAUGAUGAGAUGGACUAGGGUGAGGACGUGAUCCGGGGGUGCAUGGAUGGGUCAUCACUUUGCCAUGCAUCAGUGCCUGUACUCCCUGAGAACAAAGCUUUUUCUGUUGUUUUUAAAACCCUUCCUCCUUCCUGUUGCCUUUUCUCCCCCUGUCCCCGGCAGAACAACGAGGGUGGUGUGAUUGCCCAGCUCCCCAGCACCGUCACCACCUUCAACCAGACGGGGCUGAAGCCAGGUGAGGAGUACACCGUCACCGUGGUGGCUCUGAAGGACCAAGCCAGGAGCCCCCCGGCCUCCGACAGCAUCUCCACCCUCAUCGACGGCCCGACGCAGAUCCUGGUGCGGGACAUCUCCGACACGGUGGCCUUUGUGGAGUGGACUCCGCCUCGCGCCCGGGUGGACGCCAUCCUGCUGAAGUACGGGCUGGCGGACGGGGAGGGCGGGAGGACCACCUUCCGCCUGCAGCCCCCCCUCAGCCAGUACUCCCUGCAGGCCCUGCGGCCCGGCGCCCGCUACCACCUCGCUGUCAGCGCCCUCCGGGGUGCCAACGAGAGCCAGCCGGCCCUCACUCAAUUCACCACAGAGAUCGAUGCACCCAAGAACCUACGGGUGGGCUCCCGGACCCCUGCCAGCCUUGAGCUCACCUGGGACAACAGCGAGGCAGAGGCAAACAGCUAUAGGGUUGUCUACAGCACUCUUGCUGGAGAGCACUACCACGAGGUUCUGGUGCCACGGGACACUGGCCCCACCACCCGAGCCACUCUUGCAGAUCUGGUGCCAGGGACAGAAUAUGGCAUUGGGAUUUCAGCCGUGAUGGACAGCCAGCAGAGCGUGCCAGCAACCAUGAAUGCCAGGACAGAGCUUGAUAGCCCCCGGGACCUCAUGGUAACAGCUUCCACAGAGACAUCCAUCUCACUGUCCUGGACUAAAGCCAUGGGUCCCAUUGACCAUUACCGUGUCACCUUCACCCCUGCCUCGGGGAUGGCCUCUGAGGUGACAGUGUCCCGUGAUGAGUCGCAGCUCACCCUCUCUGAGCUGGAGCCAGGGACAGAGUACACCAUCUCCAUCAUCGCUGAGAGGGGACGUCAGCAGAGCCUGGAGGCCACCGUGGAUGCUUUCACAGGGGUCCGGCCCAUCACGCAGCUGCACUUCUCCCAGCUGACAUCCUCAAGUGUGAACAUCACGUGGAGUGAUCCGUCCCCCCCUGCAGACCGCCUGGUCCUCACUUACGGCCCUCGGGAUGAGGAGGCAGCACAGCAGCUGGCACUUGAUGGCACCCGCAGGCACGCCAGCCUGACGGGUCUGCGGCCAUCCACCGAGUACCUGGUGUCCCUAGUGGCUGUCCAUGGUGCAGUCAGCUCUGAGCCCGUCACAGGCUCCAUCACGACAGGGAUGGAUGCACCAAAGGACCUCAGAGUGGGCAACAUCACCCAGGACUCCAUGGUCAUCUACUGGAGCCCUCCUGUUGCUCCCUUUGACCACUACAGAAUAUCCUACCGUGCUGCUGAAGGGAGGACAGACAGCACGGCCAUUGGCAGCGAUGCCACUGAGUACACCAUCCGCCUUCUGCAGCCUGCCACCAAGUAUGAGAUUGGAGUGAAGAGUGUGCGGGGCCGGGAGGAGAGCGAGGUGGCCUCCAUCACCACAUACACAGCCAUGGAUGCCCCGCUGGGUGUCACCGCCACCAACAUCACCCCCACUGAGGUACUGCUGCAGUGGAACCCGCCGCUGAUGGAUGUGGAGAGCUAUGUCCUCGUCCUCACCCGCCACACAGUUGUUGCAGGAGAAACAAUUCUGGUGGAUGGAAUCAACCAGGAAUACCAGCUGACCAACCUUCAGCCCAGCACCACCUACACGGUUGCCAUGUAUGCCACCAAUGGGCCCCUCACCAGCCAGACCAUCAGCACCAACUUCACAACCCUUUUGGAUCCUCCAACAAACCUGACUGCAAGCGAGGUCACCCGACGGAGUGCACUGCUCUCCUGGGUGCCUCCCGUGGGAGACAUCGAGAACUACGUCCUGACCUACAGAUCAACUGAUGGAAGUCGCAAGGAGCUGAUUGUGGACGCUGAGGACACGUGGAUCCGCCUGGAGGGUCUUUCUGAGACCACCGAGUACACAGUGCGCCUGCAGGCUGCCCAAAACGCCGUGCGGAGCGGCUUCAUCUCCACCACCUUCACCACGGGUGGCCGUGUCUUUGCCAACCCUCAGGACUGUGCCCAGCACUUGAUGAACGGAGACACGCUGAGCGGUGUCUACACCAUCUCCAUCAACGGGGACCUCAGCCAGCGGGUGCAGGUGUUCUGUGACAUGAGCACGGACGGCGGGGGCUGGAUUGUCUUCCAAAGGCGGCAGAAUGGGCUGACUGACUUCUUCCGAAAAUGGGCAGAUUACCGGGUCGGCUUUGGGAACUUGGAGGAUGAGUUCUGGCUGGGCUUGGACAACAUCCACAAGAUCACAUCGCAGGGACGCUACGAGCUGCGCAUAGACAUGAGGGAUGGCCAGGAAGCAGCAUAUGCUUACUAUGACAAAUUCUCCAUCGGUGACUCCCGGAGCCUCUACAAGCUCCGGAUAGGAGACUACAAUGGCACUUCUGGGGACUCCCUCACCUACCACCAGGGCCGCCCCUUCUCCACCAAGGACAGGGACAACGACGUGGCCGUGACCAACUGUGCCAUGUCCUACAAGGGGGCUUGGUGGUAUAAGAACUGCCACCGGACCAACCUCAAUGGCAAGUAUGGAGAGUCCAGGCACAGUCAGGGAAUUAACUGGUACCACUGGAAAGGCCACGAGUUCUCCAUCCCCUUCGUGGAAAUGAAGAUGCGACCUUACAACCACCGUAACAUCUCUGGGAGGAAGCGACGGUCCUUACAGCUCUGAGCCAGCAGAACUCCCUUCCCACCACCUGACCUUUUCUGUCAUUUGUUUGUAUUUUAUAAUAUGAAAAGGGGAAAAAAAAAAAAUACUCCUCCUCUGAGAUAGCAACCUGCCCCUCACGAGUCCUGGAGGGAACCACAGCACAAGCAAAGGCUGUGGGGAAAGAAAGAACUCAUUGCUUUGCAUCUGUCCCAGAGAAAUACCAAAUUUCCAGUCUCCCUACCCCCAUACUCUGGCCCUUAACAUGAAAAGAAAGAGAAAGAGACAGAGAGAUUUUUUGAUAUUUUUGUUAAAAUCCCCAGCAAACCCUGUCCGACAGUUUUGUUACAGGGCUGGUGGCAGAAGCCUUCCCAGAAGGGAGCCUUGGUGCCAUCAUUUCUACCCCAAGGCACAGCCAGGGAUAUCUGGCCUCCUCCCCAUCCCUGUCCUUUCUCAGCAGGGAGGCCCUGAGCCCCUAUAGACACCAUCCUUCAACAAGCAAGCUGUCACACUUCAAGCCCGUGGCAAUGUGUUUGGGUUACACUGAGCUUGAGAGAAAAAGAGAAGAAAAUAGAAGAUGAUAGACUGAGUUAAAAAAAAGAUCAAUUCUUUCAGUCUUGAAGUCAUGAUUAGGGUCUGUUUCUUCUGCUACUUCUUUAUGCCACCAUGAUGUCAUUCACAGAGGUCACUGGUCUCAAACCAAAGAGCCACAGAGAGGGACCAGCAACCAAAAAAGCCAUCACACAACCAGAGCUCAGCCUGAAGCCAGCAGUUGUGUCAUGCCAUGUCCAGGGACCUGUACGCAGCAGGGGAUGAUGACAGCACAGCCAAGAGAAGACAAGUGCAUGCUGAGAAAGGCUCGUUGCCUUCCCUCUACACCAUCCCUCCAUGCUUCCAUCACAAGAGGGACCCAAAUCUCAGUGCCUUGGUAUCACCAUCUUUCUCAUGGGAAAUCAACUACUUCCCUCCUCAAAAGAAGGCUUGGCCCAUUUAGAUUUUGGAGCACUUAGAGACCCUUGAAAGAACAGACGCAUUCACUCUUCCCAUUCUUAAUUUCCCUUAAGGAAAACGGACACCUCAGGUAGCCUUUGUUGUGCUCUGCUGCCAUUGCUGCCACCUGCACAGAGCCCCAGUGGCCAUCACCACGGACCCAUCGCUCCGCAGAAGCUCUGCUCAAUGCUGUGCUUUGUCACCCAUGUGUCCCAGGACAAUGCAGCCCAUCGCUGGAUGCACAGCCGAGGCAGAAUUACAAAUGCUGAACACUGCUUUUUGAUUUUACCACACUGAAGCUGCUUUGUUUCAGGAAACAUCUUCCAGAUGGCAACAUAAAGGCAUCUUUACAGUAGCUUAUAAUUCAGGCCAGUGUCUCUUUCAUGGUCAUGCUCCUUGAUUUGCUGACGUUACUCAUCACCCUGCGGAGCUGAAGGAGGGCAUUAAGCAGGAAUCCAGCCCCUUUGUCCACGCUGGGCACACAACUUCAGCUGGCCCCAGGGUCGGGAUUAGACAUGGGUUCCAGCCCCCCAAGGUGGGCAGUUCACUGCCUGCUGUCACAAAUCAGAUUUUAAUCCAUUCUCACCAAGUGAGUCCAGCAGCUGAGGCACAAGCCAGGCAGGAGGCUGCACGUGUUGAGAUCUCUGCAGCAUCACUGAUGGCAAUAUUUCAGUCCACUUGAGCAGCCCGCCCCCAUUAAAGAUCCCAAAAAGCAGCAGGCAGGACUGAUUAAAACUGAAGAGGCCUCCUGCUAGACCAGCACAGUAACAUCUUCCCCAUAACCGCGAGUUUAUGGGUAAGAAGUACCUUAAAUAAAGUGCCGUAGUAC